Molecule: messenger RNA, 7074 nt
Organism: Rhopalosiphum padi (bird cherry-oat aphid)
Lineage: Eukaryota; Metazoa; Arthropoda; Insecta; Hemiptera; Aphididae
Gene: uex
Product: unextended protein
Exons: 12
Coding region: 553-3513 (986 amino acids)
Biological process (GO): transport; magnesium ion homeostasis
Cellular component (GO): plasma membrane
Molecular function (GO): transmembrane transporter activity
Source: RefSeq, a predicted model, not a curated record
GUGCUCCCGCCACGCCGCGCACUCGUCGCAACAUCGCCGCGCGCAAUCGACGUCCACUGCCACUGCUGCAUCGGCCCAGCGCGCGCGUUUCCAGUUUCCAGGCGGCCGCCGGUUGUAUUUCCCUCGUCGUUUUUCCAUCGCGGUUUAGUCCCGAGCGACGAGCAGUCGCGCGCCGUUCGCAGUCCGCGUUCCACCGUUCCCACCUCCCGGCGUGUGCGUUUCGUUACGAUACGAUACGAUUUGAAUUUUCCAUUUCGAACGACAUUCGGGUGUUUGGCCGACGCUGAAACGCAAACGUGAAGACGAAUUAUUAAAUUAUAUAUUUCAUAGAACACUUUUCACUACCACACUUCUUCGACCUUCGUCGUCGCGUUCGAUUCGUAACCGCAAUGUACGUUGUACCACUGCCCGAGCUCACUGUCCGCACACACAGUUAAACCCUUAGGUCGUACCUAUACGUUCGUUUGUUUUAACAUUAUUUUUUUUUUUUUUGCCAAUCGUCGAAUAGCCCUUAGCGCUUGUCUGAACCGUCCGAUAGCAACGAUAGCAACGAUGGCUGCGUGCAGCCCGAAAAGAACGUUAGCGUUUAUUGUGUUGUUGGUGUUGUGCGAAGGAUUAGUCGCGUCGGCAUCGUACGGUGGUUCGUUUGUAAGUUUAGUGGAAGUUGUCAAUCACACAAAGUUCACCCAAGAUGAAACCAACGAUUUGUACGUCAAUUUGACAGUUGGCAUGUUUGGACAAGGACUCAACGAAAACAUUAAAAUCAGGCCCACCUCUAGAGUUGCAUUACGUGGUUCUGAAUGUUACAAAAACCAUCCGAUGAAAAACAUUGAUUCUGAAAAUCAUAUUUUUAAGCAGUUGUGGACAAACGGUACAUACUUGUUGAUGAGUAUCACGUUUAAGUUUGAUCGAGACUUGACCACACGGAAUGUAUACUUGUGCACAUAUGAACCGCGAAAACCACCUAAUGGACUUGCCUCGUCGCUAUGGAGCGUAUUCAGUGGUUCUGGCGACGACAGUGAUGGUCGAUGGGUGAAUCAGGGUGAUUCGGUAGCGAUCAGAUCCGAUGAAAUGGCACAGUCUACGGAAAAUUCAUUAGAUUCGUCACCAAGCAGACAGAGAAGACAACAAGGGUCAACAUUAAAAAAUGUUACCCCAUUAGGUACAGCUUACAUAUCUCCAGUAAACUUUUAUGGUUUACGGGUGGAAUACUCAGAUGCAGCGAUAGACUACGAUGAUCGAGGAGUACCACAGUUACUGGUUCAACGAAAUGCGUCAUUUCGGUUGUUUGGUAGUGACUGGACUGAAAAAACAAUAUUUGUUCUUACGGAAAAAGUUGGCGAUAAAGGUGGUCCGUGUGAAUUUCCCGUUGGAGAAGUUCAAGAAAUAACUCUUUUACCAAACGAGCCAAAUACAGCCAAAAUAAAUAUAAUUUUGCCGCAAGCCAGUAAAGCAGGUACGAUAUUUUACUUCUGUUCAAAAGAGAGCGAUAAGACCGGCGCAAUUUGGACGCACAUGGGUAGCGAAUAUUACAAAAAAAUGGGAGUGUACGAAAAAAUGUUACCUUUCUGGCUGCAGGUCGCUAUAAUUCUCACGUGUCUCUCAUUCUCAUCUCUUUUCUCUGGUCUAAAUUUGGGCCUGAUGUCGUUGAAUCGAAUGGACUUGAAGAUCAUUUGCAAUACGGGUACAGAGGCAGAGCGAAAAUACGCCAAAGCUAUCUUGCCUGUGCGUAUUCACGGUAACUACUUGUUAUGUAGUAUUCUGUUGGGUAACGUCAUGGUCAACUCAAUAUUUACCAUUCUGUUGGAUGACUUGACGUCCGGUUUGGUGGCCGUCAUUACUUCUACAUUGGCCAUUGUAAUAUUCGGUGAAAUUACUCCGCAAGCUGUUUGUUCACGUCACGGAUUAGCUAUUGGUGCCAAAACCAUUUAUGUCACGAAAACCGUAAUGGUGCUUACUACUCCGCUAUCUUGGCCCAUCAGUAAGGCUUUAGAUUGGGCGCUCGGUGAGGAAAUCGGUAGCACUUAUAACAGGGAACGUCUCAAAGAAUUAGUCAAGAUGACCGGUGAUGAAUACAACGAUUUGGAAAAAGACGAAGUUAAUAUUAUUUCUGGAGCUCUCGAACUUCAUCGUAAAAAAGUCGGUGAUGUAAUGACCAAAUUGGAGGACGUAUACAUGCUGUCAUAUGAUACAAUACUGGACUUUGAAACUGUCUCAGAAAUCAUGAAAUCUGGAUACUCGAGGAUACCCGUGUACGAGGGCAACCGUCAGAAUAUUGUCACCAUGUUGUAUAUCAAGGACUUGGCGCUGGUCGAUCCCGACGACAACACAUUGCUUAAAACGCUGUGCCAAUUCUACCAGAAUCCAUGUUAUUUCGUAUUUGAAGACACCACACUCGACGUACUAUUUAAGCAGUUCAAAGAAGGUAUUAAAGGUCAUAUGGCGUUUGUUCAUCGUGUGAAUAAUGAAGGCGAAGGCGAUCCGUUCUAUGAAACCGUUGGCAUAAUAACACUGGAAGAUGUAAUUGAAGAAUUGAUUCAGGCUGAGAUCAUGGAUGAAACUGAUGUUUACACCGAUAACCGUUCGAAACAACGUCGACAACAGCGUUCACUUAGAGCUCAAGACUUUACAGCAUUUGCCGAGCGUAGUGAAAACCAACGUAUCCAUAUUUCUCCACAACUUACUUUGGCCACAUUCCAAUUUUUGUCAUCAAGUGUCGAAGCUUUCAAAACAGAUGUUGUAUCCGAAACUAUUUUAAUGCGCUUACUCAAACAGGACGUGAUAUUCCAUAUAAAAAUGAAAGAUAAAGAAAGAUUUAAGUCUGAUCCAGCCAGUAUCAUUUACCAGCAGGGCAAACCAGUUGAUUACUUUGUGCUCAUAUUGGAAGGACGUGUCGAAGUCACUGUUGGCCGUGAAAAUCUCGUGUUCGAGAGCGGUCCAUUCACGUACUUUGGAUCUCAAGCUUUACACCAAAACAUCGGAAUCGGUGAGUCACCACCAUCUGGAGCCAAUCCGACAAUGGCCAAUUCUACUGUGAACAACAUGGGCAGUAUACAGUCGGUCAACAUCGAUGCUAUGUUGCGUUAUACUUUUGUGCCAGAUUACUCAGUGCGUGCCGUUACUGAAGUUAUGUAUUUGCGCGUGAAACGUUCGUUCUACAUGGCAGCGAAACGCGCCACGCUCAUGGAACGUUCUAAGAAAAUGUCAAACGCCGGUGAAUUCGAUGAAGAAGUAGACAAGCUGUUCCAUACUUAUGGAGACGAAGAUCGGAAGAGUAUUCAAGGUUCUCCUGACGUCACUAGGAAUGCAUCUCAGACAACAGUACAGCCAUCAACAAUUUCGGCCAACGCAGCAUCUCUUAACAACGGAGAACCUAUUCAACCCGUAGCUGUAGCAUUCUCACGAACACCUCAGGGUAACUCCGACGCAUCGGCUGAAGAAAAAAUCACACUUUUGGGCACAAACACGUUGUCCGCUGCUACAAAAUCGGACGCUACUGAUCCAUCAUCUUAGGUCUAUAGAUAAUGAUAUUAAUUUUUAGUCUGUUCUUUUAUAAUUGUCAUUUUUUUUUUCUUUUUUUGCUUUACACAGUUUCAAAUAGAUUGAAACGACAGCGUUUAAUUAGGGACAUACAUUACGCAUAAGCACGUAGCAGAUAUUAUUUAAGUUUAUACAUUUUUUUUUCUAUUGUUAUGUGUUAAGUAUAAUUUUUGACUUAAGUAGUUCUAGUCCAGCAUUAUUGUGUUCAGUAAGUGUCCAAAUAAUCCCAGCAGAAUCUAUCUGAACAAUACGUGUGUCAAUCAAUAUGUGUACAUUUUAAUUUAUCUACGCUCUCUUUACGCUCGUAUUGGAUAAACAUAAUGUUAAACUGUCAUAAUGGCUGCACACUGAGGACUCAACUCCCAUUUUAUCGUUCUAGUGACUAACUACUUCAACCAGCUUUUAUUUUAUUGUACUUUUUUUUACGAUUUAUAAUAUAAUUGCUUUAUUUAUUUCAUAUUAUUAUUUAUAAAUAUAUACAUAUUACACACACAUAUACACACACACACACACAUAUAUACAUAUAUAUAUAUAUAUAUAGAGAUUAAACAUAAUAUAUAAUUAAGCUUUGUGUCCCGGUGACGCGGAAAUCCGUUUUGUAUAUAUGCAAAAGCGAAUCUCCAAGGCUUUUCGUGUCUCUUAAAAUUUCAACCGAUUAACAAGCCCUCAGAGUGAUCUCAGAGGUAUGCGAGUCCUCGUAUUUUUUGAUAUUAAGUUGUAUUAAGAAAUCGACGAAUCUAUACAAUAUCGGUAUUGUUCUUUGUUUUCUCUCUUUUUUUCGAUGAAAUUAAUAAUAUUUUCCUCCAAUAAUCGAAUAAACAAAACAAUCAAGUUUAUAUUAAAAUAUAAAAUGAAAUCUUAUAAAUAAUUAACAAUUCCUCACACAUAACGACAUCACUAUUAAAUCGUUUACCUUUAAAAUACAUUCUUCGACUAUGUUGUUAAUUUUUUAUUCAUUUGAAUAUUACAUAUUGCUAUGUAUAGAUAUUCUACAAGUUUUUUAAUUGACUUUAAAAUUAACUCAGUAACAUGGCGUUUUAUAAUUCUUAGGAAUGCGCUCAAAUUAAAGUCUAAGUAAUUAUAGGUUAUAUUAAUAAUCGGAACAACGUUUGGUGAUUCGUUACAUAAUAUUUAGCUUCAGAGUUAACUAGUCCUUUUUUAAGCUUACGAUUCAUGUUAUAUUAUGAUAUGGUAUAUUAUAGUGAUGUUCGUUAAAAAAAUGUUUUUUUUUUAAAAAAAAAAGAUGAAUAGUUGGAACAAAAUAAUUAGUUAAUAUGGAAGGGGAGAAAUAUAAUGUUGAGAGUUUAUAUACAUAUAUUUAUAUUUAAUAAUAAUUAUUGAUAAUAUUAUGAUUAUUAAUGUUUGUAUACUAAAUUUUUCGUAAUAUUUAUCUGUUGCGUGUAAGUAAUUAUAUAAGAUUAGAUACCCUAUAUGAUAUAAUUAAGCUGAAUAAUAAUUUUAGAGCUAUUCGACAGUAAUCGACUGAUGGUCAUCGAAAUUCGUCUAACUGAAAUACCUACUCAACAAGAGUCCGAACAUAAUAUCAAUUAUUUAAUUAUCAUAGUACGGUUCUGCGCAAUGCGCGCGACUAACACAAUGACAACAUUAUAAUAUCAUUACAAUAUAUUAUAUGAUACAGUCUACGGGCAUUGCUACGAACGUACAUUGAGGUGCAAGCCGUAUAUAAUUUAAACGUGGUGCUCGAUUAUUAUCAAACAUAUUAUAUAUGAUAUUAUUAUCAUCAUUUUUUUUCGUCCGCCUAAAACGUCGACCGAACCAUAUUUCAAACAUAGCCUAUACCAAAAAAAAACGAUCUAUUUAUCCACCUGCGUCUAAAAGUGGUAUGUUUAAGCAGCGUAGAUAUUAUAAUCAUAAGACCAUACCGAAGUGUCAACAAAAUAUCUAUAACGAUAUGUAAAUCGAAAGAUUUGAAUAAUUUUCCAACUAAUUGUUUGUGAACGAGAAUAUGAUACGACCCCGUGACGAUUAUUGGUCGAUUUCCUCUUCACGAUAUACAUACUAUUCACAAUAAGUACGUUGUAUUUGCGCUCGUUCGGUGAAAAAAACUUUUCUGUUGUACACACAAAAAAAAAAAUUGCCUACCAUUAUAAUUUCACUGUUUCUACUUUAGUCGUACACGUUUUUCUUGUUUUUUUUUUUUGUGCAUUGUAUAUAUUAUGUUAUAUACAUCAUAUAUGUACAAUUGCGUUAUAAAUUAUAAUAUUAUUUUACUGACACCAAUAAUUAUCAUUUCGCGUAGUCAUCAUUUAUGAUCAAAAUUAUAAUAUUAUUAUUAUUAUUAUUAUUAUUAUUAUUUAUAAUUAAAUAUUAUUAUUUGUAUUUAAGUAUUCGUUGUUAAAUUGUUUAAUUUACCGAAAAGUAUAUUCAUAGACACAAAACAUUUUCGUGUAAACCGCCAUUAUUAUUUUAAUAUUAAACAUUUAAGUAGGUACCUGUCUUUACAAUAUAUAACAAUAUGAUUAUAUUUUAAUUUAAUUUCGAAGAUAUUAUUGUUGAGCAUAUAACUAUACAUAUAUGUGCAUAGCUUAUAGUUUUUUAAUUAUCUAAUUUCCUGUAAUAAGAAAAUAUUGUUUUUAUUUAGUUUAUUUAUACUAUUUUUAUCAUUAUUAUUUUUUAGAAUAGUUUUUCGCUAUACUGUAUCUACUAAUAAUGUGUACAAUGUUUGUGCGAUUGAAUUAUGGGAGAAAUAUGGAUAUUUCUAUUAUUGCGUUCAGUCUGUUAAAAAGCGCUGUAUUGCUGUUGGGUUUAGAUUAUAGGCAUUAAUAAAAUAAAUAUAAACUAAUUUUAAGGUUAAAAAAUUAACUAAAUUAUAUAAUAAUAAUAAUAAUAAUCGUUUUUCAGCCAAGUGCUAGUUGUAAUAUUAUUAGUGAUGAUCGAGUAAAAGUGUUUAGUUGACAUUGCCGAAUCACAAUAGUUGUAUAGACUAAUCUAGUAAUAAUUAAAAUAUUCAACACUUAAGCUUCUAUUUAAUGUAUAGGGUCAUAAUAAAAAAAAACAUGCCAUUAUAGUUUAUGUUAAUAGGCAAAAAUAUAUUAUUUUUAAUUGAUUUAGUUUAAAAAAAUUCAAAAUUAUAUUAACACUGGCUGUGCUGCUCUCGAUGUUCAGAUAUACGUUCAAUUCUAAAUUACCUAUUAAAUCAACUGUUUGAUGAAAUUAAAUUGUGUUCAAUGGUUUCAGUUAUAGGUAUUGUUUAAAUAAUCUGCACAGCCAGUUUCGAUUUCGGGGCCUAUAUAUAUUAUAUACAAGUAGCUUUAAUAUAUUAACAUAAAACAUGUAUACACUAGCAUGGAGAUAAAUCAAAUUAGAGCAAUCUUUAUAUAGUACUUAAAAAUAUUAUAGCAUCCAUACAGUUAUACAUUAUUUUUAAUAUGUUAAAGAUGAUACAAAUAACUUCUUUUUUUUAAUAUUAUUAUUAUAAUUAUUAAAAACCUAUUCUGUUGUCCAGUAUAUGUAAUAUUAUGUUAUACAUUUAUUAUUAUGAUUAUAGAUAAAUAGAAAAUUGACUUUAAUGUA